This is a messenger RNA of Pyricularia pennisetigena, 378 nucleotides long. RefSeq lists its product as uncharacterized. The coding region runs from base 1 to 378 and encodes 125 amino acids. The record is from RefSeq and is a predicted model, not a curated record. The transcript is spliced from 2 exons. Lineage: Eukaryota; Fungi; Ascomycota; Sordariomycetes; Magnaporthales; Pyriculariaceae.
AUGGCGGUGUCGUCUUCUGAGCAGGCCACCUCAGGCGUUUCGACCAUACUUGAUUUGGCUUCAUGUGAAAACUCUUCCGGGGGGGACAAUGAGGGCUCCGAAUUACGAAACUUUGUUGUUGCGAGAGGUGAUGACGGCAGCAGCCUAUGUGAGAUUGACGAUAAAUAUGGUGCUGUCGCAGGAACUGCAGGAUCAGAGAUGACACAAGGCGACUCGGCAAAUCGCGAGCAUUGUUGGCAAGAUGUCGAGGACGGCGAUGAUGGUGAAAAGGCAACUGGCAAUCGUGAAGCAUCAUUGCAACCUAUACUUUUCACUACCCUGUCAGACCUGGAGCGGCUGAAGACGCACUCGAUGCCGGUAAUGGAGUCGAUGGAAUGA